CACAAAAUUGAAAAUAAUGAGUUUUGUUCCGUCAGGCGUUAGUGUUGUUAUAAUAACAACUUUGCAUCCGCUGGGUUAUGCAAAAGUCUUAAUACAGUUAGGGAACGAACCAGUGCCUCCGUAUCUCGCAAAGUCUCCAUUCUGGCGGAAACCACAAUAUUACUAUCCAAAUGUCUUUCAAUAUAUACGUCACAUUAAAAGAAAAGAUGGAUUUUUGGGAUUGUACAGAGGGCUUGUACCAAGAAUUCUGGAAGGAAUUGUCGGAAGUUAUGUUACACAGAGUGUGACUGAGUACGUGAAGAAGAAGUAUCCAAUCGAUGAAAAUGAAGAAGGACCAGAAGUUGUUAUAUUUUUCAAACACUUUGCUCUGCAGUCUUCUCAAGAAGUGGCUGCUAAAACUCUUGCAAUUAUUGCCAGCCAACCACUACAAGUGAUUGCCCUUAGGACUAUGGCACAGUUUGUGGGACAGGAGACUUUAUACAGAAAUAUAUUUGUUUCUGUGAUGGAAAUUUAUGAGAAUGAAGGAAUUCUAGGAUUUUAUGCUGGCAUUAUUCCACGACUGAUAGGGGAUGCCCUAGCCAUUGUGCUAAUCAACUUGAUUUCUGAUUUUGUCAACAGAUAUUUCAUAACAGAAAAGGAAUACAAAGCCUACACAGCAGCUGUCAGUAGUCUUUUUGUGACCCAGUUUACAUAUCCAUUUGAACUUGUGUCCAGGAACAUGAGUGUUAAACCAGCAAGGUUACUGGCAGCUCAGAAUAUGCCUGACUACACAGACUGGUUAGAUUGUUGGAGAAUGCUGAAACAAAAUGGUGACUUGCAUCGUGGAUCAAAGAUGUUUCUGCGGGCUGCAAAGAAGGCAACAUUAGAGUGAUAAAUUUGUGAUAGUGAGGCAUCAUCAGGAUACGUUUUACUUCCUGUAGACAAAAUCUGAUUGGGCUUGGCUGAGUGUGAAUGAGCAUCAACAAUUUGUUGAGCAACUUUUUAUGUCAAUAUUUUUAUUUUUAAUUUGCUUGUUCAUUAUGGAUAUGUGGUAUUAUAAUUUUAUAAGUUGUCUGAUAUACAAUACAAACUUUUUUUCCUGAUCAGUAGAAAUGUUUAUCACGACUUUCUUACAUUUUAUUCUGUACUAUAAGGAAGGUUUUAAAUAUUAAACGUUUUAAUUGUCUUAAUGAAUAGGUUUUAAGAUUGUUAAUCUUUUUGUCAUUUACAUUAUUUUACUUAGUACCAUUUCUAUUUAUAUUGCAUUCACAUGUACCCGCCUACUUACUUACAUUUUAAAGAUUGACAAGCAUAUAGAAAACAGAUGAACUUGAAAAGAAAGUUUACGCAAACGUCUGGUUUUGUUGAGUUUACCAUUUGUAAAGUCAAAUUUCAUAUUUUCUCUAGAAAUCAUAAUAGGCCAAAUUGAACCAAAACCUGCCAGCAAAACAUCCUCAGAUGAAGGGGAUUCAAGUUUUGUUCAAACACAAAACCUUUGUCCCAAAAGGGAGAUAAUGAAGAGUAGUAAUAUUAUUUGAAAAUCUUCAUAAGAACACAUUAAUGGCCCUUCAAAGAAAACUUGCAUUGUAUUGUUCAGGUUUGUUCAACUUCAUAUGGCUCCAAACAUUAUGGUGGGGCCAUAUUGGGUUCCAAUAUUUUUAAUGGAAACAAGGAAAUAUGAGAAAUCUGAUGAAAAAUGUUACUAUAUAUUAUUAGUAUUCUCCCCAUGUAAAUUCAUAUUUUUUUCAAAACAAGACUCUGAGGCUAUGGUGGGGCCACAGUAAGGAAUCAAGGUUUUAAUCUUGGAAUAGGAAAAAAUGUACUGCAUGUGCUUUUAUUAGUAGGAACAAGCUCCAAUUUGAAAUUUAGGUGGGCUUUGUGGCCCCUGACAUGGUCCUCCUGUAAUUUGUGGGGUGGAUAGUGUAUUUAUAACAUUGUCGUAGAUUUAUUUAAAGUGAGCAUUCUGAAUGACUAGGUAGAUAUAAAAAUUUUAGUGGCAGGGAAAUGUUGUGCCUUUCACAAUAAAGAUAUUUACAAAA
Molecule: messenger RNA, 2018 nt
Organism: Saccostrea echinata
Lineage: Eukaryota; Metazoa; Mollusca; Bivalvia; Ostreida; Ostreidae
Product: mitochondrial carrier homolog 2-like
Exons: 12
Coding region: 17-871 (284 amino acids)
Source: RefSeq, a predicted model, not a curated record